This is a messenger RNA of Spodoptera litura, 3223 nucleotides long. It is a transcript of the gene REPTOR-BP, whose product is annotated as REPTOR-binding partner. The record is from RefSeq and is a predicted model, not a curated record. Gene Ontology annotation, molecular function: DNA-binding transcription factor activity. Gene Ontology annotation, cellular component: nucleus. Lineage: Eukaryota; Metazoa; Arthropoda; Insecta; Lepidoptera; Noctuidae. Gene Ontology annotation, biological process: regulation of DNA-templated transcription.
CUUGCCAGUUUGUAAACAAUACCUUGAAGAGCAACUUUUGAUACAAAUUAUCUAAUUUCCUUGUUGUUUAUUUCACAUAUCGUCGUAUGUUAUUGAGUUAUUCACGUUUAUAGUGUUUUAUGUGUGUUAAAUCAUAAAAAUGAAUAUUGAUUUUGAAGCCAUGGCUGUUUUGGAAGAGGAAUCACAGAAUGAGUCGCUGGGCGGUGGAGUGUACGGGUCGGUGGGGGCGUCGGGCGCGGAGGGCGGGGAAAGGCGCGAGGGGGGUAAGCGCGGGCGCAGGCCUGGCCGCAAGGCGCAGCUCGACAAACAGGACAUGAAGGCCAAGCUAGCAGAACGCAGCAGGCAGUCUGCGCGGGAGUGUCGCGCGCGCAAGAAGCUCCGCUACCAGUACCUCGAGGAGCUGGUGGCGGACCGGGAGCGGUCAGUUCUGGCGCUCAGGAAGGAGCUGGAUAAGUAUUACAAGUGGAACUUGGAGUUAGACCAGGGCAGGAUGCCGGAGGGUCUGGAGGCAGUGCUCCAGGAGAUGGGCAUCGUGAAACAGGAGGAGAGUAAAUCCUUUUUGACAUAACCUUUUAUAAUUUUACCCCUUUUAAUACCCUAUAUAUAAGUAUUAUGUAAGGAAUGAUGAAGGAAUGAAGACUCACAUUAUUUUGGUGUUCACGCCAAGUUGACGGUUUUUUGACAUCAGGAAUUUGAAUAUGGAAUAAUAGACAUCAACAAGACGCUGCUAAGACAAUCAGUUUUGAACUGUAUUCCGACGUAAUUGAAGUCUAUUUUAACAUCAGAAUUAGAUAAUUCUCGCCAUGUGCGAGCAACAAGAUAAGACAACCAAUUUGUAAUCAUUUUCCAACACGAAUAAGGUCUAUUUUGCCAUCAGCAAUCAUCAGGACUUCGUAAAUGGAAUAUUAUCAUCUUAUAUGUGCUAGCAACAAGACGGAAAUCGUAAAGACAAACAAUGUUAAGGAUAAGGACAUCAGGAUAAGGUACCAUCUGUUACGUGCGAGUAACAAAACACUCCGGUCAUUGAGACAAUGAAUUUGGAAUCAUUUUCUAACAUGAUUAAGGACUAUUUUGCCAUCAAGCAUCAGGAUUUCGUAAAUGGAAGAAGUAUUAUUAUCUGAUAUGUGCCAGCGACAAACACUGCAGUUAUUAAGACAAUCAAUUUUAAACCUAUUUUCACACAAUUAAGGUUUAUUUUUAAGAAGAUAUAACUGAUCAAGGACAAGUAACACUUUUUAAGGGAUGAAGUGUAUUUAAGCGAAUAUGAUCUUAAAGGCAGAUAUUCCAUCUUCUAUUAACUGUUCGUAAUAGUACAGAAGAAAUUGAAAUCAUGUUUCUAUUAAAAAGUACAAAUUGCACCCGUACUUCAACUGUUUCAAACUUUUUUUGUACUAUUCGACUAUAGGUCUAAUUUUGUGCCUAUAAAGUUCAAAUUUGCUUAUCGAUGGUCCCUGGGAUUUGUUUUACAACCUGCUAUACUGCUUUAUUUGUCCUUUUUCCAGUUCAUUCUUUAACUCGUUGAGCACCGUCAUUAUAGACACAGUUAUAGAACAAUAGGUUGCGGUCAUCGGUGACCGCUCGGUGUUUGACAGUUUAAGGCAAACGAUUUUACUGAAAUAUACUGGAUUGAUCCGGGUAUAACCAAUUCACGAGUGUUUAAUCUUGUUUAGUUUGAAUCCGGUUAAAAUUAGUUCACAAGGGUUUUAUCCGAUUUAAACUAUACCAUGAGUGUUUCAAAUCAAAUGUAGGGAGAUAGUUGAGUUAAGUUGACUUUAAAACAUUGUCUUCCAUCUUGAAAACUAUUCGAAGUGGUACAAAGAGUGUUGAAUUCAAGUUCUUAUCUUAAAAUACUUAAUAUAAUAUAUUGUCACAGUAUAUGAUAUAUUAUAUUGUCAUAAUUUGUCAUCUGUAUAUCACUGGUUCAUCCCUUCAAUGUACCAUUCGAUUUAAGGUCAUAUUAAACAUGUUUACUUAACUUAGCUCAAUUAUCUAGCACUAUGGCAAUAUAAUAAUACACAGGAACACAUAAAGCGAAUUCCAAUAUAACACUCGGUUUUGGUUAGAUUCCGUGCAAUAACGACAUCCAUUUAGUAUAAUGGCAUCCAUUUUGUGAUUUUGAUGAUUCACAAUACAAUUUCAUUUUCAAUGACAAUUUAUAGCAAAUUUGAAAAAAAUACGGAACGAAAUGCGGCGAUUAUUUCUACGGCUAAGAAAAUUAUGGAUACAGAUUCUUUAAAAAAAUACAGAGAUGAUCUCAGUGUCUUUUUAAACCUUUUGCAACUUUUCAUCUCUUGUUUUGACUGUUCGACUAAAGACCUAUAAAAUUCAACUUCACUCAAAAAAAAUUUUAACUGGCCUCAUCUCAUUCCGUAAUUUUUAUGUCAAACAUUAUGUGACAAUUACAAAAUGGGUAUUUAAAUACAAUAUAGUUUUGUAUUGAAAUGUGAACAAAACAAUAAUGUGAGUCAAAGAAUAUGGGCUAGCUAUAGUUAAAUAUCUUUAUAUUAUAUUAAUUUUGAGUUAGUCAUUUGUUGAUUUGUUAUUUCGGCCAAAAUUUUAAAUAAGUUAUUCUUUAAUAUUAUUUUUUUAAUCAAAAAUUUCAAAAAUUUAAAUGUUUCGCCAAAAUGUUUUAUUAUAAGUUUUAUGUUUUCGUUUUUGUAAAUAACCGCAUAUUCUGCGUGACAAUAGUUCGAAUUCGAAUUUAUUAUUGACGACAUGAAAUGUCAGAUUUAGUUUCUAUUUUUCGUCGUUUCAUCUUUUUAUGGACUAAGUAUGGUGUGUGCGUGAUUUAAAUGUAAUUAUUUUUAGACCUAUUAUAUAAUACCUAACUAUUUUUAUAUGGCUAUAUCCUAAAAAUAUUAACUUUAAGGGAUGGUCCUUUUAAGGAUUGUACAUAUAUCCUUUGCAAUGUCGGAAUUGGUGAAACUCGUGUUUACGCAUAUUUUUCGUAUUAAGUUAUAUUUUUCGUCGUGUGAUCUUUUUUAGAGAGUACAAUUUAUUUCGUAUUAUAUAAGUUUAAAUAAUAUUAGUUUUAUUUUUAAAGCUCUUGAGUGAUACGUAUGUGUCUUGAGUUAAAUUUUAAUUAUAUUUUUAAGUUUAAUGUGACGUGAUAAUGCGAGCUGUCAAAACUUCAUACUGCAUAUUUGAAAUUUGUUGAACCAUUACAAGAACAUAAUAAAUAAUAUUUUUUAUUUCUACAACUCUUAAAAAUAAUAGUUAUGUU